Messenger RNA from Baudoinia panamericana UAMH 10762, 3595 nucleotides. RefSeq lists its product as uncharacterized. Bases 327 to 3332 code for a protein of 1001 amino acids. The transcript is spliced from 2 exons. Lineage: Eukaryota; Fungi; Ascomycota; Dothideomycetes; Mycosphaerellales; Teratosphaeriaceae. The record is from RefSeq and is a predicted model, not a curated record. Gene Ontology annotation, molecular function: zinc ion binding; DNA-binding transcription factor activity, RNA polymerase II-specific; DNA binding. Gene Ontology annotation, biological process: regulation of DNA-templated transcription; DNA-templated transcription.
UAGAAGCUAGAAAUCAUGGAAGGACUAACGCGACCAACCCCGCCAGAGCCGCUACACUCGCAUACCGCAGUUCUCCCAUCACUCGAUGAUCUUGAGACGGAUCACCUGUGCAGCUGUGCUCCCUCUGCGCCGAGGUUGCGCUGCUCUUCGUGCCCUUUCAGCUGAGUUUGUCAACCAUAGCAUGUAAUCUCGUUGUACGAAUGUCUUGGAGAUGAUUUCUCGUUGCAACGGAGCGCCGCCCAAAGCAUCCGUAGCGUCGAUCUAGCCCAACCGACUGCCCGUGCUCCGAACUGCCGAAUCAGCUGAUUCGCGACCGUCUUGCGAAUAUGCUGUCUGCAGGUCUUCGGUAUCCUCCUUCCAACUUCGGCGCCCACAAUAUGAUAGCACACAGUCAUGUUGCGCAGCCGACCAUGUCUACAUCUGGCCUGGACACCCUGGCGGAAGGUUCGCAAUACCAUCUGCAGCAGCUGCAGAUGCAGCAGCAGCAGCAACAGGCGGCGAUGCACAGUCUUAAUAGUGCACGGCCGGUCAUGAAGCAUCGACAGAGCUUCACCAGCGUUGACAGCAAUGCUGGCGGCAGGCGAGAAUCUAUCAGUGCAGGGAAGGGAGGCCGAGGGUCUACCAGCAGUCAACCUGUCCGUCGUAGGAUCAGCCGAGCAUGUGAUCAGUGCAACCAGCUUCGAACGAAAUGCGACGGCAAGAUGCCAUGUGCUCAUUGCGUAGAAUUCGGGCUGACGUGCGAAUAUGUUCGCGAGCGCAAAAAAAGAGGAAAGGCAUCGAGAAAGGACAUUGCAGCACAACAGGCUGGGACGCAGUCUGGCGCCGAGGGCAAAAGCUCGAGUCCGAAGUCUGCCAAUGACAACGAAUCGGACGACACGAUCAACGACCUCAAGCAGGAGUCAGAGCAGGGCAUGAAGCGGAAACGAUCGAACAGCGACCUUCCGCCUCCGCAACUGCCGCCACCAAGAUCAGGCAGCUUGACAAGUCAGUCCCUUCCCCACAGCAGCACCAAUGGCAUGUCCGGCUUCGACCACGGCGGCACCGUAACUAACAAUCCCAUGGGCGACCCUGCUACCGGUGACAGGCAGCCACACCGCUCAAUGACUAUGGACCAACAGGCUCCCAGCAUGGGCAUACCGCCCCCGAGACUGCCAAGCGUGGCGAUGUCUGAUCGCGGCAUGUCUGUGGCUAUGGGUGAUUACGGCACGAUCGACGACUAUCACCGCAGUAUUCUCCAUCCUAGUGCGAACGUUGCGGGGCACAACAUCCUUCAUAGCGGACCAACGACCAUGUCUAAUGGAAUGAUUCACGGCGGUACCGUCACUGGCUAUCCGGAGGCCCAGUACGGUGUACCGUCUCCAGCAAGUCAACAAGGAGUCUCUAGAGCGCAGUUCGCAAUUGGUGAGUCACCCAUGUCCGCAGGAUUUCUGGGACAAUCUCCGGUGGCGGGCUCCCCAGGCUGGCUCUCUCUGCCCUCACCGUCAGCAGCUCUCUAUCCGCAUUUACAGCAAAUUCCUACCAACCAGAUCCUUCGCUACCCUGUCCUGCGACCCCUAUUGCCACAUAUAUCUGCUAUCAUACCUAUUGGACUGGCAUGCGACCUCCUCGAACUUUAUUUCCACAGCACUUCUGCAGCCUUCAUGCAACCGCAAUCGCCAUAUAUACUCGGCUACAUGUUCCGGAAACGGUCGUUCUUGCGGCCGCAUAAUCCAAGAGUCUGCAGCCCUGCGUUGUUGGCAAGCAUGCUAUGGGUGGCUGCUCAGACGAGCGAGUCAGCAUUCCUAACGUCUCCACCGUCAGCCCGCGGCAAGAUCUGCCAGAAGUUGUUGGAACUGACUGUAGGUCUUCUCAAGCCAUUGAUACACUCGCCGAGCGAUGGGAGUACUCACUACGCUGGAAACACCGUCAUUAAUGGCGUAGCGCUUGGCGGCUUUGGCGUUGCUUUGCCUGGACAGGCGCAUGACAUGGAUGGCGGCUCGCCUGGCGCAACUGGAGCUUUGGACGAUGUGGCUACUUACAUCCAUUUGGCCACUGUGGUGUCCGCAAGUGAAUACAAGGCUGCGAGUUUAAGAUGGUGGAAUGCGGCAUGGUCGUUGGCAAGAGAGUUGAAGCUGGGCAGAGAGCUUUCUCCGAACCCGGAGCCACCAAGCGCAGACAUGCAAGACGGCGAGUUGAAUGCAAAUGGAGAGCCAGUUAACGGACACGGAUCCGGACACCCAUCACCAAACGCGCCAGGGAUCGUUUCGGAAGAAGAGCGAGAAGAGCGGAGGCGGAUAUGGUGGCUACUAUACAUCGUGGACAGGCAUCUGGCGCUGUGUUACAAUCGACCGCUCUUCUUGCUUGAUAUUGAGUGCGAGGGACUACUCCAACCCGAACAAGAAGUCGUAUGGCAAGCCGGCGAGUACUACCCGCCAGAGAACUUUGCCGAGACGAGUUAUUUCCGACGACGAGGACCCGACUUUGAAUGCACUGGCCACAGCAUCUUCGGCUACUUCCUGCCUCUGAUGACGAUCCUAGGCGAGAUUGUGGACUUGAAUCACGCCCGCAACCAUCCGCGCUUUGGCCUGCGGACCGGGCGGACUGGUAACGAGUGGGACGAUCAGGCUGCGGAGAUCACGCAGCAGUUGGAGGCUUACGGCCGCAGCUUAAAGGACUUCGAAGCACGGAAUUUAGGCAGCCAUGCGCAACAAGCCGCCAACGAGCCUAAAGCGCCGGGAGAGAUCCAACAAAAUGCGGAUGGCAUGCAUCUUGACGGCACCAGCCCGUCGGCUCACUCGGUUGGGACGAACAGCUCGAACCAGCGUAUGACUGAAGCCAUCCUGCAGACGAGAGUUGUGACAGCAUACUGUACACACCUCAUGCACACGCUGCACAUUCUGCUGAAUGGAAAAUGGGAUCCGAUCUCGCUGCUGGAUGACAACGACUUGUGGAUAUCAUCUCAGUCGUUCAUUUCGGCGACCGGACACGCCGUCUCCGCAGCUGAAGCCAUCAACGACAUCCUUGACUACGACCCUGAUAUCAGCUUCAUGCCGUUCUUCUUUGGCAUCUAUCUUCUCCAAGGCAGCUUCCUCCUGCUCUUGAUCGCGGACAAGUUACAAGGCGAGGCCAGUCCGAGCGUGGUGAAGGCGUGCGAGACCAUCGUGCGUGCCCACGAAGCGUGCGUUGUCACGCUCAAUACUGAAUAUCAAAGAAACUUCCGCAAAGUGAUGCGGUCAGCCUUAGCGCAAGUGCGCGGACGCUCAUUGGAAGACUUCGGCGAACAGCAAUUACGCCGGCGCGAAAUGCUGGCCUUGUACAGAUGGACCGGUGAUGGGACCGGGUUGGCGCUGUAGAACGUUCGCUGCCACUGUUGGCGAACAGAACGACUGUAAAAUGCACAUGUUGUGGAUAUAAGUUAACAAAAGCUGCGCGCUAGAUACCCAAAAGUGACAGACGGACAGCAAUAACCACCAAUUAUCUCGCAAAACGACCUCCACUUCUCAACUGGUGGUAGCUUUGAGAGGUGCUUGAAGUUGUCCUACGUGACUCGGAUUGAGUUUCAAUAUCUCAGAUGAAAGCGUGCCUGCCUUGUGCACUACCCUGACAUCAAUUUGAC